CUUAAAAAGAAAAUCAGCUGAAAGCUUCUCCUUACAAUAUCUCAACAGAAUCAGAUUCUAAAGAAGAAAAUUUUUUUCUUCAGGUUCGUUUCUAUUUUUCUCGUACUCGAAUCAGAAUCCAAAACCCACAUUUUAAAAUCUUUUACUUCUUCAGAAUUCUCCAUUUUUCUCUUGUUUUUUAGUGUCAAGAGAACAAACGAAGGCUCCUGGAGUUGAAUUUAAGGGGAUGAUCUUAAUUGUUGGGAUAUUAAUCGGAUCGUUUCAGUGAUAAAAAGUGAAAGCUUUUGAGCAAUGGAAGGAACAGUGUUUACUCCUUCUUUAGAAGGAAUGCAGCAUAUCAAAUCUCCCCAAGGGGAAAUGCUUACGAAGCCUUUCCUGGAAGUCUGCAAAUUGGUUUUGCCAGUCAUAGAUAAGUUUGGAACUGCUAUGACCCUUGUAAAGAGUGAUAUUGGCGGUAACAUAUCGAGGUUGGAAAAAAAAUACCAAUCUGAUACCACUAAAUACAACUACUUGUACAAUAUGGUGAAAGAAGAGGUUGAAUGUAAAACAGCGAAAGGAUCAUCUAGUUGUACCAAUGGUCUUCUUUGGUUGACAAGAGCAAUGGAUUACCUUGUAGAAUUGUUCCGCAACUUACUUGCACAUCCAGAUUGGACAAUGGCAGAAGCUUGUACAGACUCCUAUGGCAAGACCCUGAAAAAAUUUCAUGGCUGGAUUGCUAGUUCAAGUUUCACAGUUGCUAUGAAGCUGGCUCCAGAUAGGAAGAAGUUCAUGGAAGUGAUAGCUGGCUCGGGAGAUGUUAAUGCUGACAUGGAGAAAUUUUGUUCUUCUUUCUCUCCAUUUCUUGAGGAGAAUCACAAGUUUCUGGCUAACUUUGGUUUGGAUGAUAUGAAGGCUUGAUGACAGAAGCUGUUUAUUCACAAGUGGAGAAAAGGCUUCUAUUUACUUCUAUUUCUAACUUUUUCGAUCUUGCCUUCAGCUUUUAAAGCUUCGUAUUAUUUAAAUAAUUAACGACUUUAAACCUUUACCAGUUGUUACCCUUGUUUCAAUCUCUUUCAAUCCAGUAGUACUUAUUUUUGGUUA
Molecule: messenger RNA, 1080 nt
Organism: Theobroma cacao (cacao)
Lineage: Eukaryota; Viridiplantae; Streptophyta; Magnoliopsida; Malvales; Malvaceae
Gene: GLTP1
Product: glycolipid transfer protein 1
Biological process (GO): intermembrane lipid transfer; ceramide transport
Cellular component (GO): membrane; cytoplasm; cytosol
Molecular function (GO): ceramide 1-phosphate transfer activity; ceramide 1-phosphate binding
Source: RefSeq, a predicted model, not a curated record